AUGACCGACCGGUUCAGUCCCGGAGGCUAUAGGGAUGCCCCUCGAGACGACCGUGAGCGAGGUGGAAGAUUCUCAUCGCCGUCGCGGACGGACCCGCCUCGCAGGAGCAGGCCCGUGAAGCCGAGGACCCAGGCCCCGGUGAGAAAAGGCGGCGGCUUCGUGUUGGUGCCGAAACUGUCGCAGGAUGAGCUGGACAAGAUUGACACUGCAAAAGACGUCUGGGAAGCCAGAUCACUCUACUACGUGCCCCCCAAGAGGUCAAAGGAGCACCAGCAGCCCGUCCCCGUUCCCAAGCCCCCUCGACCCGCAUCGCCACAGAGGAACCGCAACACCGGCAUCGCCUCCGCAAGCGAUAUCAAGGCAGCGAUCCGGGGCGAGUCCCAGGACCCGAAGCCCAGCUCGCCCCCACCUCUCCCCGAGCUCGAGGGCGACGGCGGCUCCAUUGUGGCCUCUUACGCUCGGGACGUCCCGCACGCCCAGGUCGCCCGGUUCUUCCUCUCGCCGCCCGCCAAGUUCCUUUAUUCGGCCUUCCGCCUCAAGCACCACCCGCUCAACACGACAACCCCCGAGAUCUGCGUCGUCGGGGCCAGCAACUGCGGCAAGUCGUCCUUUAUCAACGCACUCACCAACUCCGCCUCGCUCGCCAAGGUCAGCGACCGUGCGGGCAAGACGGUGUCGAUGAACGCGUACGGCGUGGGUACCCUCGCCGGUCUGCCGUUCCGGACACCCGUAGCCGCUGAGGGCGGCGGCGCGACCAAGGAGGUGCAGCCGGAGCACGGCCUUGUGCUCGUCGACACCCCCGGCUACGGGUACGCCUCGCACGAGGAGUGGGGGCGUGAGAUCGUCGAGUACCUCAACAAGCGCACCAUGCUCCGCGGCGUCAUCUUGCUGCUGUCCUCGGAGAAGAAGGUCUCGGAGAAGGACGCGCAGAUUGUCAAGCUUCUCGCCGACGCGGGCCGGCCGGUGAUGCUCGUCUUCACCAAGAUGGACAAAGCGCUGCUGCGCAGGGCUCGUGAGGAAGGCGGCAUCGCGGAGCGGCUGCGCGAGGCGGAGCGGUGCUUCGCGAGAACCGGAUGGGACGGUUGGGUGCGGAGGGUGUACAUCACGGCGGCGAGGAUGGAGCGCAACAAGGCCUGGAAGGUCGACGGGACGGGCAGCGCGGCGGGAAUGGCAGGCGUGCGGAUGGGGGUCCUGGAGCUGGCCGGGAUCAGGGAGUUCGUCGCGCCGGAGAGGGCCAGGGCCUCGUCGCCAAAGACGGGGACGGAGGCCUGUGAGCAGGAGAAGAGGUUGGAACCGGGUAAGGCAUUGGAGAGUGACCCGGCGGCGUGGUCGGGCGAUGUGGUUUCGUUCGAGGAGCUGGAGAAGAAGUUUGGAGAUUGGAGCUCAUGA
This is a messenger RNA of Colletotrichum graminicola M1.001, 1389 nucleotides long. Its product is annotated as ribosome biogenesis GTP-binding protein YsxC. Bases 1 to 1389 code for a protein of 462 amino acids. Gene Ontology annotation, cellular component: mitochondrion. The transcript is spliced from 2 exons. NCBI's taxonomy places the organism in Eukaryota, Fungi, Ascomycota, Sordariomycetes, Glomerellales, Glomerellaceae. The record is from RefSeq and is a predicted model, not a curated record. Gene Ontology annotation, molecular function: GTP binding.